Messenger RNA from Colletotrichum abscissum, 2493 nucleotides. RefSeq lists its product as uncharacterized. Gene Ontology annotation, cellular component: cytosol. Bases 1 to 2493 code for a protein of 830 amino acids. The record is from RefSeq and is a predicted model, not a curated record. The transcript has 9 exons. Gene Ontology annotation, biological process: transmembrane transport. NCBI's taxonomy places the organism in Eukaryota, Fungi, Ascomycota, Sordariomycetes, Glomerellales, Glomerellaceae. Gene Ontology annotation, molecular function: transaminase activity; transmembrane transporter activity; pyridoxal phosphate binding.
AUGGCCGUCCCCAAAGUUGCACCAGCUGAGAGAACGCCAGUCAUCGACCAGUCCAAGACCAGCAUUUUGCAUCCCAACAUCCACAGAAAGCCGCCGCCGAUUGUAGCCUCUGGCAAAGGGUCGUACUUGAUACUCGAAGAUGGCCGCCGGAUCUUUGAGGCGUGUGCAGGCCCUGCCGUCGCCUGUCUCGGCCAUGGGAACACUGAGGUUACUCAGGCUGUUGUCGAGCAGAUGCAGAGCGUGUCCUACUGCUUUGCCUUGAAUCAGUCCAACCGGCCGGCCGAAGAACUUGCCAAGGCGGUGAUUGAGACUACGAAUGGAAAGCUUGCAAAAGGAACCAUCAUGAGCUCUGGCUCGGAGGCUGUCGAGGCAGCAAUGAAACUCGCAGUGAAGUACUUUGCGGAACUUGGCGUACCCAAUAGGGCGGGCUUCAUAGCCCGAGCGGGUGCCUUUCACGGAACCACUCUGGGCUCACUUGCGUUGAGCGGCAAAGUCGCGUUCCGUAAACCGUUUGAGCCGCUCCUCAAGAGCGACAUGGUAUCCUUUGUCUCGAUGCCCAACAUGUAUCGCGGCAUGCUCAAUGGCGAGACUACGGAGGGGUACGUCGAGAGACUGGCGUGUGAGCUCGACGCCGAAUUCGAGCUUCGCGGACCCAACAAUGUCUGUGCCUUUAUUGCAGAAACGGUCAGCGGAAGUGCACUGGGCUGCCACACUGCGCCUCCGGGAUACUUCAAGGCUAUCAAAGCGGUAUGCGACAAGCAUUCGGCACUGCUAAUCCUUGACGAAGUUUUCUGCGGCAUCGGCCGCACGGGGACCUACCAUGCCUGGCAACAGGAAGAUGUGAUCCCCGACAUCCAGACAGUAGCAAAGGGCGUCGCUGGCGGGUACGCACCCGUCGCAAUGAUGCUCGUUCAUCAGAGGGUGGUCGAUGCCAUCGACGGCGGAUCCGGCGUCUGGAACCACGGGCACACUUUUAGCUCGCACCCCGUGGCAUGCGCAGCGGGUGUUGCCGUUCAACGUAUCAUCAAGAGGGAAGGUCUCGUGGAGAACUCGAUGCGCAUGGGAGAGCGUCUGGGAGCGGCUCUGCGCGCUGCUCUGAGCGGUCAUCCCAAUGUUGGGGACAUUCGAGGCCGAGGGCUGAUGUGGGCGGUCGAGUUCGUCAAGGAUAAGGCCACGAAGCAGCCUUUCCCUGCAGAGGAUGCCAUAUCUGCUAGGAUAAAUCAGUCUCAGUCUGAGAAGCAGGGCGGCUCCAUCGUCCCCUCUUCGGACCCGGACCCUGAAUCCAUCUCCGGAACCCAGCACGGAGACGGAGAAUCAUCCCCUGCAGAACCAGAACAUGAAGUCUACCCGGAGGGCGGUACCCAGGCAUGGCUUGCCGUUGCGGGCUCCUUCCUCGUUUACUUCGCAUCUUUCGGUGUCGUGAACAGCUUCGGCUUCUUCCAGACCUUUUAUCAACAAGAGUACCUGAAGAAUUACUCGCCCACCGCCAUUUCCUUCAUCGGAACCCUGCAGAUCACCCUGAUGUAUCUGUCAGGUGCUGUUGCCGGAGCACUGUUUGAUCUCUACGGUCCCAAACCGAAUGCGAUCUGGCAGCAAUUUCUGGCCCAAUCACUUCUCUUCGGCCUCACAGUCGCCUAUGGAGUGCAACCCGCUCUCACGGUUGCAGGGCAGUAUUUCCACCGCAAGCGUGCUCUGGCCAUGGGAAUCGUCGCCUCCGGUAGCAGUUUCGGAGGAGUUUGCCUGCCAAUCAUGUUCUCCAAACUGAUUCCCACCAUUGGUUUUCCGUGGGCACUGCGUGUCGGGGCCCUGAUCAUGGUCAUCUGCUACGCUAUAGCCAUAGCCGUCUCCUCGUCUAAGCGGCCCAAGAGGAAGAUGAGAUCUCUUAGGGAUCUGCUUGACUACAAAGGCUUUCUCGACAUCCGAUACUCUUGUCUCUCAGCCGGAGCAGUCAUCUCAAGUCUCGGCAUUUACGUUCCGUUCUACUACAUUGAGCCGUUUUGCGUCGCCCUUGAUCCGAAUUCGACCAUUCGGCCUUACCUUCUCCCGCUGAUCAACGCGGCCAGUCUUUUUGGUCGUAUCAUUGGCGGUCAUGCGGCGGACCGCAUCGGACGGCUGAACUUUCUCUACCCCAUGAUCCUUUUAUGUGGGCUUUUGUGCGUGGCGAUGUGGCUCCCUGCUACAACCCCUGGCGUUCUGGCUGGCUUUGCCUGCCUCUACGGCUUCGCAUCUGGUGUCUUCAUCUCAGUCAUGCCUGCCGCCACUGGCCAAAUCAUCCCUGCUGAUAAGUUGGGCGCAAGGCUCGGCGCUUUUGGCACCGUUACGUCUAUGGCGUUUUUGACCGGCAGUCCAAUCGCUGGCGCGUUGAUUACAAGUGAGACCCGAGCCGGGUACCAUUCUCUGAUCAUCUUUGCAGGGUGUUGUCUGCUUGGAGGAGGAGCCAUCAUCUUCGUUGCUCGUCUCCUGCACGACAGAAACCUCAAAAGCAAAUGGUAA